AUGAGUGAGCUCCUGAACUACAUCCUCAACAAUGAGGAUGCAUUUCGAAGAAACCGCCUCCCCUCGCUCUACUCCGACUUCACACUUCAAAAGAAGACGAAUCCCGACGGCUACGCUGUCAACGUAGCCGCAUGGGAACAAGCAUUGAACCGAGCCGCCAAGCGUGGCUAUACAUCAUCGAGAGGCGUGCGCGUACGCUCUGGAUCUAUCCGAUCUGCAAAUAAUACGAGUGAAAACAGGAAGAAGACCGAUCACCUCAUCCUCCGCACGGAUGAGUCGCUUUUGCGAGACUUGGAGCUACCCGAGUGGGGAAGACCAGUAGCACUGGGUGCUGUAUUUGAAGAGGCAAUGCGCAAACAUACCAUGGUUCCCUUACCGGCGUAUAUGGCCAGUAGAGCGAGUCUCCAGAAGGCUCAGUGGAGACUCAUUGACCCCGGUGCCCUGAGUCCGUGGAAUGUGAUGAGCUGGGGAGUGCGACAGCUGAAAGGCUUCGUUGUGGGCUCUGACGGCGAAUCUGCACCAAAGCUGCAGGUGCAGGAAUUGGUCUUGGUCGAGAACUUGCAGGAAGCAGCGGAUUUGGUUGUAAAGAAGGCCACUGCUGGCAAUUCUUCCAAGUUGGACCUGAUCUACUCCAAAGAAAGCUUCAUUGAGGAGUUCGCCUCCGUAUUACACGAUGCCACUGAACUGUCAGAUUCAGAUUUUGAUAUUCUUUUGCUUUAUUUGUCCCGCGACAGCGGCGCUAUCGCAUAUGAUGGCAAGACCGUGAAGUUCAUGUCAAAAGAUGAACCGGCACAUAUCACGCAGCAAGAUACCACGAUUGCCUCGAUCAAGACGCUGUUGUCAACCCUUUCCAAGCAGGUUAAGAACCUGGAAGACAAGGUUGCUGAACUGACUGUGUCUGCAAAGACAGCACUGGCAAACAAGAAUCGUAUCUCCGCCUUGUCAGCCGUCAAGUCCAAGAAGAUGGUCGAGCAUAAUCUUCAGCAGCGGCUGAACACACUUGUCCAGCUGGAGGAAGUGUAUGCAAAAAUUGAGCAGGCUGCAGGUCAGGUGGAGAUUGUGCAGGUCAUGGAGGCCAGCACUGGUGUUCUUCGUGGACUGCAUGCGCAAAUCGGCGGAGCGGAGCGUGUCGAGGAUGUGAUCGAGGAGCUCCGUGAAGAAAUGUCUAAGGUGGACGAGGUCGGAAGUAUCAUGAACGAGACAGGACCUGUCUUUGAUGAGGGUGAAAUCGAUGAGGAGCUCGAGGCCCUGGAGAAGGUAGAUCGGGAGGCAAAGGAAGAAAAAGAAGCCGAAGCUACGCGCAAGAAGCUUGCCGAGUUGGACAGUCUCAAACAAGCGUCAGAUGAAGCCGCGCGCCAGGCGCAGGCAGAGAAAGAUGUGGAAAGCCAGCUUGCACAGAGCAUUGACAGGCUCUCGCAUAUGAAGGUCGAUGAUCGCCCAUUGCCCGCCAACUAG
This is a messenger RNA of Penicillium daleae, 1455 nucleotides long. RefSeq names its product putative vacuolar sorting protein SNF7 family protein. The record is from RefSeq and is a predicted model, not a curated record. Lineage: Eukaryota; Fungi; Ascomycota; Eurotiomycetes; Eurotiales; Aspergillaceae. Gene Ontology annotation, cellular component: cytoplasmic side of plasma membrane; ESCRT III complex; multivesicular body. The coding region runs from base 1 to 1455 and encodes 484 amino acids. The transcript has 5 exons. Gene Ontology annotation, biological process: late endosome to vacuole transport via multivesicular body sorting pathway; vesicle budding from membrane.